CCGGGAGAUAUUUCUGUUUGAGAUGAGAAAUAGUAUUUGAGCUUUCAGGUCGACCUCACCAAUCCCAAAGUCUUGGCCACUCAGCUGCUGUAUUAUUAUCAAUGGAAUCCUCCGCAGUUCUCACACUUUCUCAGCUCCCUUAUUUUUCCCCGCAGAAAUCAAACAGAAAGAGAGUUUCUCCUUCCUGGCCAUGCAAGCCAAGGAGCUCUCAACCCACUCGCUUGCACUGCCAAAAGAUGUAUGUCCCUGGAUUUGGAGAAGCAUCACCAGAAGCCAAGGCAGCCAACAACCUCCACAAUUUCUUCACUUACGUUGCUGUAAGGAUUGUCAAAGCACAGCUUCAGAGCUAUAACCCUGAGGCAUAUGAGGAAUUGAUGGAAUUCUUGAAUAGACACUCCUUGAAUGAUGGGGACAAGUUCUGUGCCAAUUUGAUGCGAGAAUCUUCAAGGCAUAAGGCUUUAGCUCUUCGUAUCUUAGAGGUCCGAUCUGCUUAUUGCAAAACUGAUUUUGAAUGGGACAACUUGAAGCGAGUAGCUGUUAAGAUGGUCAAUGAAUCUAACACGAGACUCAUGAGGGAUUAUGUCUCAGAAACCAGUCCUGCAGAGAGCGAGAAGUAAUUAAUCGAUCACUGCAUCGAUCUGCUUCUCCAUGUGUGAGCUUGAAGUUAUAGUCAAGAGAGCGAGAAGUAAUUAAUCGAUCACUGCAUCGAUCUGCUUCUCCAUGUGUGAGCUUGAAGUUAUAGUCAUGAAAUGUAACAUAAAUGUAAUAUAUGUAAUGAUUUAAAGAACUUGAUUAGCAUUGUACCCUCAUAAUAGACAACUUUGUGCCCCUAUGCAUCUAGGCUCUAGUCUGUCUUCAGCAUUCUAAUUUGCAGCAGAUCGAUAGGACUGCUCUUCUACGCAUAAGAUGAUCAAUGAGACUGUUCUUCUCCAAUAACAAUCUGAUAACAGUAUAAUUGCCGCAAAUCAGGGAACAAUAUGGAAAGCCAUUGGCUGGUUUAUCCUCUA
Corylus avellana is the source of this 1007-nucleotide messenger RNA. RefSeq names its product Chaperonin-like RbcX protein (gene RBCX1). Gene Ontology annotation, molecular function: protein folding chaperone. The record is from RefSeq and is a predicted model, not a curated record. NCBI's taxonomy places the organism in Eukaryota, Viridiplantae, Streptophyta, Magnoliopsida, Fagales, Betulaceae. Gene Ontology annotation, biological process: ribulose bisphosphate carboxylase complex assembly.